Messenger RNA from Acanthochromis polyacanthus (spiny chromis), 3243 nucleotides. It is a transcript of the gene prdm13, whose product is annotated as PR domain containing 13. The transcript is spliced from 4 exons. The record is from RefSeq and is a predicted model, not a curated record. Gene Ontology annotation, cellular component: nucleus. Bases 171 to 2081 code for a protein of 636 amino acids. NCBI's taxonomy places the organism in Eukaryota, Metazoa, Chordata, Actinopteri, Pomacentridae. Gene Ontology annotation, molecular function: protein binding.
GAUGGGGGGGCUCCUUACCCUGCUCCAUCACUAGAAAAGCCGGAGAGCAAAACUCCAGCGCGUCACUUCGAGGGCGGAUAUUGGCCUGUCAUCCUUCUCCUCCUCUUCUUCUUCUUCUUCUUCUUCCUCCUUCCCUUGCGCGCUCUCCCACUCGGUCUCCAUCAGUCUUCAUGGUUCUGAUCUCACCCCACGCCAUGCAAGCCACCCGGGCGUCCACCACCGUCAGUGUGUUUGCGGACUGCAGCAUCCCGGCCGGGCUCCGGAUAGGACCGGUACCGGGCAUCUUCAAACUGGGGAAGUACGUGUCGGACCGUAAGGAGGCUGGACCCAAGAAAAAGGUCCGCUUGGUCCGCGGGGAGUUCGUGGAUGAGUCCGGCUGCCCGGUGCCAGACUGGAUCGGAUUCAUCCGCGCCGCCAGGAACAGUCAGGAGCAAAACCUGGAGGCUGUGUCGGACCUACCUGGCGGACAGAUAUUCUACCGUGUGCUGAGAGAAAUCCCAGCAGGAGAGGAGCUCAGUGUCUGGUACUCCAACGCUCUGGCCCAGUGGUACGACAUCCCCACCACGGCCACUCCCACGCACGACGAGAAAGGUGAGGAGCGUUACAUCUGCUGGUACUGCUGGAGAAUAUUCAAAUACCCGAACACACUGAAGGCCCACGUCCACUUCCACUGCGCUCUGAGCAACGGGCGGGGCUUCGUGAGCAGCGAGCAGGCCAGAGGCACAGAGACCUUCAGCAGGUCACCAAAAUCUGGAGACAUCCCUAACACCUCCACCUCACCCAGGAGCGCUCACAGUAACUCCUCCAUCUCAGACUCUGGCAGGCGGCCGGUUUCCUCCUCGCCUUUUUUAAACAAAACGGGACUGUCGAAGAAAAGCGGCUCUGAGGAGCAGGACAGGGCCCUCGACAUGAGCGUUACCUCAGCCAGAAACCAGGGACACCUCCUCGGCCUGGGCGCCACAUCGUCGGUGCUGAGCAGCAUGGGCUUCCACCCGGGUGUGCGCUCCGCCUUUAAACCGACCGGCGUCUCCAAAGUCCCCGGUGCAGACUCAUCCAGAGAGGAAGGCAGCGGGAAGCUGAGCGGCCUUGGGUUCGGUAAACUUAUUGGAAACAUGAAACCGAUCCGAAACGUGGGCGAGGGCCUAAACGGAGGCGGGAACCACCCUCCAAAGUGCGCACCUGCAAUUCUGGACUCAGCAUCUCCCAUGGUGCCAUGCGCAAACGCUAUCCGAGGCUUCCCCUUGCUGCCUCACGUGGAAGAAACUUCAGCUUUUAAGCACGUCGAGAGCCGGAUGCACUCCAGCCUGUCCCCCUCCCGCUACCCCCAGAUGCCCCCCGGACUCCAUUUUGAAAGGUUCUCUCUCCCUCACUUUGACGGUGUCAAGACUUACGGUGCAGACUGUAACAUCCCGCUGAUGCCUUUCACCGUCUAUAAUGGGGAGCUUUUAUACAGCUCACCCUACUACCCCCUGAAAUUCCACUUCAGCAACCUCCUCAAAUACCCAGAGUCCAUGUCCUACUUCGGGGCGCCCUCACUGAGCCAAGACCUGGGCUCGAUCACAAACAUUGACCGGGAGAUCGCCAUGCACACGCAGCAGCUGUCUGAGAUCGCCGUGGAGAAGAACCGGACAAGGCUGGACUCCAUUCCAGCCGGGAGCGCCAGCAACGCCGGGUCUGGGAAGCCCAAAAAGGGACACCUGUGUCUGUACUGCGGCAAGCUGUACUCGAGGAAAUACGGCCUGAAAAUCCACAUGAGGACCCACACGGGUUACAAACCGCUCAAGUGCAAAGUGUGCUUCCGGCCCUUUGGAGACCCGAGUAACCUGAACAAACACAUCCGGCUCCACGCUGAGGGAAACACGCCCUACAGGUGCGACUUCUGCGGGAAGGUGCUGGUGAGGAGGCGGGACCUGGAGAGGCACGUCAAGUCCAGACAUCCCGGACAGACGGUGAAGAAGCUGGACGACAAACCGGGCGGCCUGUUCGAGGACGCGGAGCAGAAGAGCGACAAUGACAGCGACGUGGACGUGUGUUUCACCGACGACCAGAGCGACCAGGAGUCGAGCAAAAACAAUGACUGAGAUGUUUUCGUGCCCACACAGAGACUGCUCGUGAUUUUUUCAACAGUGUGCACAGCAAAACACGUUCUUUAGUCUUGUAUGAAGUCUUUAUUUGCAUUUUAGACAAAGAGCCAAAUGCGUCUGGACAAGAUGCCACCAAAGUUUCCAAACAUUUGCAGUUCAAAUUUUGCUUUCUGGACUCCAAAUAAAGUUUUAAACGACACAUUUUGGAAGAAAAUGAACAAGAAAAUUUGGACAAACAUAUUGUUAUUCAUAAAUGUAUUUGUUAGUCUUUCUCAAGGACUCUUUCCCGCCUCAUCAGACAGAGAAAAAAAUCCUUUUUGGCCUUUGCGCUUUGGCUCGCAAAACAAUAACAAUGAUAAAAAGGAAUAAUUAAGUCUGGUGUUUCAGAAAUGUUCUUUUGUUUGAAACACAAAUCAUCACGGUUGUUGUCACAUUCUUUUGGGUGGCAUGAAGCCUGCUGCACACAAAACAAGAACAACAAUCCAAAGGCGCAAAACACCGACAAAAUCUAUCAAGGCUGAAUAAGAGACGAAACCACUUCCUUUAAAAAACAGUGUCUGCAGUGUAGAAACAAAACAAAACAAAAUAAAUAAAAAUAAAAAAUAGCAAGACUAUCGUUUGUAAUGUUUCCCCCUGAGAAAAGGAUUUAUGGGUUUGUAAAAAUGACUAAAAAAAUGACAGAAGAGCGCAACAUUCCUCAGCACUCCAUGGGAAGAUGAGCUGGAAAAGAACACCGUUCUUUGUAUUUUGUUAUGUUUUUAUUGUGAUAAUGUCCCCAUGUUCUCUUCUAAACUGUCAGUUGCACUUUAAAAACAGCAAUGGGCAUUUUAACUCCACAGAACAGCUGCAAAAUGAUGGUUGUGUUUCAUUUCCUCUCCUCUGCGCCUCGCUGAACAACACACUGUACUUAAAUUUGCACUUUCUUGCCGAGGCGAGCAGCGCCCAGUUUAUUUAAGGAAUUAUUUCUAGACAAAGAAGAUGUAUUGGUUGCAGUUAUAGCCUAUGUAAAGAAGUUGUAAAGUAUGAUAUUUCACAUUUCAGUGGAGAAGUGUUGUAUACGUUUGUUUAUAAGUCAUAUUGUCUAUGAGGACAAUAUUUUACUCCUGUCAAUUAAGUCGUUGGUUUUUGAAUAAAUUUAAUUUAAAACAUUUGAAGCAAA